Molecule: messenger RNA, 719 nt
Organism: Soboliphyme baturini
Lineage: Eukaryota; Metazoa; Nematoda; Enoplea; Dioctophymatida; Soboliphymatidae
Source: the annotation of a GenBank genome assembly
AUGCCUCUGUCUAUUCAAGCUGUUGCAUGGAAUUUGGAAGCCAUCUCUUUCGAUGAUUGCAACAAAACGAAGUCCUGCUUGUUUUCACCUGCCAAUUGCGACCCAGCUGUCAAUUGCGUCACCAUUCUCACUUUCAAGCCGGAACAGGACUACGUUGAUUUUGAAGCGAGCACGGUCGAGCUAGCCCAAGGCCCUCUGGACUCAAAAUAUAUCGCCGUCGGCUUCUCAGACGACCAAGAAAUGGGCGAUGACAGCGUCACGUACUGCCAAUACCAAGCUCAUGACAAUUCGGUUUCAGUUGCUCUUGGCUUCAAUUUGGGGCAUGCUGUAAACGUACCGAUUGGAAACGAAGAUACGGUUAGUCUAUUAGAAGGUGGUGUAAUCAACAGCACUCUGGUCUGUCGGUUCAGGCAGAAAAUUAUUCCUACGAAGAAGUCGAAGUAUAUUCGGCCACUGAACGAGUCUUAUUUCUUGUUUUUAACAACAGGACCAGUUAUGCCAGAUGGAAAAUUAACGGUGCACGCAUUGGAUCACGACAUGGACAAUUUCCCGUACAUCUCUGACCACAAAAUCAAUCUCGUCGCUUUGGGCGGUGCCAUUGCAAAUGCAGAGCCAUAUGUGUCUGAACAUACGACAGCAAAAACAAUUCUAAAGAAAACCCAUGGUAAGUUAAAGAGUACAGUAUUCAUAUCAAAACAGCGGCUGAUCAGUCAAUAAAG